AUGACCCGCAGGCGCCCGGCGGUGGGGAUGUUUGUUUCUGCUGCGGAGGCUCCGAAACCACGAAUGGCCAAAGAUAAGCCAUAUGCGGAAGCUGUGUCAACAGCUUGGCGUGCAGACCCGGCAUUGCAGGGCAAGGGGUCUUUCGUCACGGAGCCCCUUGUGUACGAGGACGAGGUCGGAGUUCGCAGACUCCACGGGCGGAUUGUGAAGCCACCCAAACCAAACGGAGCCGGUGUGGUGAUCGUACAUACUGCAGUCGGUCCACGUGACUUGUAUUUGCACUGGCGAGCGGAAGUUCUUGCGGCCGGUGGAUACACGGUACUCAUUGCCGACAUGCUUGGCGACGAGUUUGGCCAAGCAUGGGAGCCGGAAUGGGGAGCUCUUGUGCGUCAGCCUUUGGCCGACGAUCGCGGCAUGAGCCGACAAAGGAUGCGAGCUUCUGUCCGUGCGAUGUCGGAAGUGGGAGGUGUCGAUCCACAACGGAUCGGAGCCAUUGGUUAUUGCUUCGGAGGGCGUGCAGUGCUUGACUUGGCGCGCUUGGGCCCUGGAUCGGGGGUGGCAGCGGUGGUUUCGUUCCACGGGAUUCUGGACGAUGGUGUAGUGCCUCCAGAAGACAUGUCGGCCAAAGAUGCGUGGUGA
Molecule: messenger RNA, 639 nt
Organism: Symbiodinium sp. CCMP2456
Lineage: Eukaryota; Dinophyceae; Suessiales; Symbiodiniaceae
Source: the annotation of a GenBank genome assembly